Messenger RNA from Meloidogyne enterolobii, 336 nucleotides. The record is from the annotation of a GenBank genome assembly. Lineage: Eukaryota; Metazoa; Nematoda; Chromadorea; Rhabditida; Meloidogynidae.
AUGUGUCAUAAGCAUUAUAGUAAUUAUAAUAUUAUUGCCUACUUUUCUAAUAAUUUUAAUUAUUAUUUUUAUAUUUUGUUAUUUUUUCUUCUUUUCUUUGUUGAGGUAUUAACUCAACAAUCUUCUUCUUCUACUCCAAAUACCCACACUUUAUUAUCACUAAUUAAUUCAUUAGAAUUUCCUACUCAAAGGGAAAAAUGCCCGUCAAACAUAUGUUUUAAUGGGGGAAUUUGUUUUAUUCAAAUAAAUAAUGAGGGAAUUAAAGAAUUUGAAUGUGAUUGCAAGUUGGUUAAUUUUGAGUUUAAUUUUAGAAUUUAUCAAAAAAUUUUGAAUUGA